UUCAGCCUUGUUUGCUACUGACCUUUGAAAUGAUUUGCGUGAAGUAUCAUUAUGUGGGUGACACUGGCUCGAAGAUAUGUACGUCAAGAGUUCAACGCAACUUUAAAGGCAUAUCGUGACAUUCAGAGCUCAAUCAUCAUAUUAUUCACAUUUGAUUAAUAAAUAGUACAACCGCCCUUCCAUGACACUGCAGACCUUUUAUUAAGGUGGUCAGUGCAGUACGUGAUGCUUGUCCUGAGAGGUGUUAAUGCCCAGACUGUUUUUUGCAAAUAUGAACGUGUUUCUUCCUGUCUCUGUAGCCUACAGGAUACAUGGAGGCCCCUCUGUCUUACAGCACUAUCGAGGACCUACAGCUGUUGUCCUGGGACAACGCCCCCAAAUACUGUGUCCAGCUAAGCUUCCCUGGAGGGACAGUCCUCCUGCAGGCUGCUAACAGCUAUCUGCGGGACCAGUGGUUUCACUCUAUACAGUGGAAGAAAAAGAUCUACAAGUACCGCAAGGUUCUGAAUAACCCGAGCCGCUGGGACGUGGUUCUGAAGGAGAUCAGGGCCCUGGUGGAUAUGGCCCUCACCUCACCCCUGCAGGACGAAUCCAUCCAUCAGGCCCCUCUGCACAUCAUCUCCACCCUGCUUGCUGAGAACACUAACCUCAGCGCUCAGGACCAUGAGAACAUCAUUGUGGCCAUCGCACCCUUGCUGGAGAAUAACCACCCUCCCCCUGACCUGUGUGAAUUCUUCUGCAAGCACUGUAGGGAGCGUCCUCGGUCGAUGGUGGUGAUUGAAGUGUUCACUCCUGUGGUUCAGAGAAUCCUCAAACACAACAUGGACUUUGGGAAAUGCCCCAGACUCCGUCUCUUUACUCAAGAGUAUAUUUUGGCUCUGAAUGAGCUUAACGCUGGCAUGGAAGUGGUCAAGAAGUUCAUUCACAGCAUGCACGGUCCCACCGGACAGUGCCCUCAUCCUCGGGUCCUCCCCAAUCUCGUGGCGGUGUGCCUAGCUGCCAUCUACUCUUGCUACGAAGAAUUCAUCAACAGUCGCGACAACUCUCCCAGUCUCAAGGAAAUCCGAAACGGUUGUCAGCAGCAAAGUGAGAGGAAGCCGCCCAUGCCUUUACGCCUGCUGCGGCCCGAGCCGCCCACACCACCCCCGACUACCACCCUGUCCCCACCCCCGGCCCUGCCCCUCUCACCACCACCUUCCAUCGUCAAUUCCAGUGAGAUCCUGGUAGAGCUGGAGCGCAACAACAACACCACUAACACACUGCGCAAGGCCCCCGCAGAAGGCGUCAGCGAGCCCAACCUGAUCGACUGUCUACUGGUCAGCCCCGCGCUCAAUGCCCUGUCCAUUCAGCUGCCUGCUCACGCCGACAGAGUGCUGGGAUGUUUCGCCCUCAUCCUUAAAAUGCUAUCAGACUACGAUGACUGGAGACCAGCACUGGCCAGCCUGCUUCAACCAAUCCCCUUCCCGAAAGAGGCCCUUGCACAUGCCAAAUUCACAAAAGAGCUGAAAUAUGUCAUUCAGAGGUUUGCUGAAGAUCCCAGACAAGAGGUCCACUCCUGUUUGCUCAGCGUGCGCUCUGGAAAAGACGGGUGGUUCCAGCUCUACAGUCCAGGAGGCGUAGCUUGCGACGAUGAUGGAGAGCUGUUUGCUAGCAUGGUCCACAUCCUCAUGGGCUCCUGCUACAAGACGAAGAAAUUUCUCCUGUCGCUGGCUGAAAAUAAACUGGGACCAUGCAUGCUCUUGGCCCUGCGGGGGAACCAGACCAUGGUGGAGAUCCUGUGUUUGAUGCUGGAGUACAACAUCAUAGAGAACAAGGACACUCAGCUACAGAUCAUCUCCACCCUGGAGAGCACCCAGGUCGGCCUGCGCAUGUACGAGCAGCUGUGCGACAGACAGAGGGAGCUUAAAGAACUGCAAAGAAAAGGAGGCCCUACUCGACUCACUCUGCCAUCUAAAUCGACGGAUGCCGACUUGGCUCGUCUGCUGAGCUCCGGUUCCUUCGGCAAUCUGGAGAACCUCAGCUUGGCGUUCACCAACGUCACCAGUGCCUGUGCUGAACAACUCAUCAAACUGCCAUCCCUCAAACAGCUCAACCUGUGGUCCACCCAGUUUGGAGAUGCUGGGCUCCGUUUGCUGUCGGAGCAUCUGGCCUGUCUGCAGGUUUUGAACUUGUGUGAGACUCCAGUCACGGAUGCUGGCCUGCUCUCCCUCAGCUCAAUGAAAAGCCUGUGCAGCCUGAAUAUGAACAGUACUAAACUCACAGCGGACACAUAUGAAGACCUGAAGGCCAAACUACCCAAUCUAAAGGAAGUGGACGUUCGCUACACAGAGGCGUGGUGAACACGAUGCUCGAGGAGAUUUAUUGACAGGAAAUCGCUGACACAUCAUCUGAACACAACAUAAUCAAGAAGCAAGGACUGUGUUUAUAGGAACAUCAUUCAAACGACAAGGACCUUCUGAUAAUAUCAUAAACGCUCAAGAAUCAUCUAGUGUCUCAUCCGAGGAUGCUCUUCGCAGCGGCAUCAAAAUGCAAGAAUAUGUCCCGUGACAUCAUCAAACAGCACAGGAACCUUUCCAACGACAUCACCAGUGGACUUUUUCCUCUGUCUCGUUCUUGCCUUUAUCUCAGACCCUUCAGAGGAACCGUGUCCCUCGUCUUAACCCAUAACUGGCGUCCCUUUUUGUCCCCCCCGAAGACAUCAGACCACCUGGAUACAUUUCCCCUGUGGUACCAGCGUCUGGUGAAGGCCUGAAUAUUCAGAGCCACAUUCCAGUACAGUUUUGAUAUCACUUCCUGUGUGGAAAGCCAAUUUCCUCUUAAGUUUUUUUUCUUUUCUUGUUACAUGUGUGCUUGGUCCUCUUGGUUCAGAGUCCAUCAUUUUUGCAUCCUCACAGAGAUUUCUGGUGUAAAAUGUGUCUGUUAACAAUGUUCACGUUCAUCUCUAUAUCUCUAUCGCUCUGAAAAUCAUUUUUUUUAUCAACUUGAAUAAGCAUAUUUUUCCAUACACUGCUUUCAUAUACAUGUGUGUUUGUAAAGAAAAUCGACGUGUCCCCAUUUUUAAUGCGGACAUUUCUGGGGCUUCGCUCAAAAAAAAAAAAAAAAUCCUUUCCCUUCCUCUUCUCUCUUCUUUUUUUAGCCAUAUUGUACAGUGUAAUUUUAAUUUCACACCCGUAUUUAAGAGAACAUCGUCCAGGAAGUAGUCUGGGACUACUUUGUAUUUAUGUGCCCCCCUUUCUGGUCCUAUUUUCUUUUAUUAAGGUCUUUUGUCAAGCAUACUGAACCAAGAUGGUGCCUAAAACAUUUUCUGUAAAGAUUGCAUCACCUAGCAACGUCAGCUAAGUUGUACAUAGAUACAUUAUGAACUUUUAAACCGAUUAAUAGGCUUUAUUAUUCUCUGUAAACUUCUUCACCUCUAGUGGUCGAUAGGAGUCCACCAUGAUUGUCCUGCCACAACGGUUGACAAUGUUCCGCAUAUUUAUAUCAAAUCGAGCCAAGAUUUGUGCUAUGUUCAUUACGGCUUAUGCAGUUUAACCUUUUUAUAUUUUAGCGUCUCUCCAAACGUAUAGAUUAUGACCAUUGUAAUUAGUUAGUCAAUAUCUUGACUAGUAGAGAAACGAGACGGAUCUUGUAAAAAAAUUAAAAAUUAAAAAAAAGACGGCCUGAAAUAAAACGUUGAAUUUGCCGUCUUAACUUAAAUUGAGUUUUUCUUAUGUUUACAAAGGCGUGUCUGUCUCUACUCCCACUUUGAACUAUAUCCAGAUCGAGUUGCUGCCCCGUCCAUGUGGCUGGUCUUGAAAGUAGCAGUUUUAGGUAGUUCUAGAUUUUGUGUGUGCGUUUGAUUUCACACAGAUACAGAUGCCGUCCAGAGGGGGGCGUUCAGUACUGGGUGCCAUAAUGGCACCAACACGAGUUCUGCCAUCUUGCAUAUUUACAAACUGUAUAAUGUACAUAUGAGUGUAUAUAAUUUCCCAUUUCUCUUUCUCUCAAGUUUUUGGGAGACUCUUUGUUGCCUUCUUCUUUUUUUUUUUAGAUGUGUGCAUAAGGUCACCUAUUUUUGUUGCCCGUUUUGUUUCUCUUUUUGCAUGUUUGUAAUUUUAUCAUAUAGAUUUAAAAUCAAGGGUAAAAUCACUAGCCCUCGUCAACCACUUACCAUAAGAAUCAAAAUGUGUUUCUAAAAGUGAAAGAUGGACAGAGUUAGUGUGUGUGUGCGCGAUGUGAACGGAUGGAUUAUAUUGGGAGUGUGUUCUGAAGGUGCGUUCGUGAGUGGACUAGAAACUGUGCCAUUCUGUACACUGGUGAAACUCAAGCCGUGGUAAGGUACAUUGGAAUGGUCUUCAGUCCUAAAAGCAGACCAUUUUUCUCUGUGGCAGGAAGGAUUUUGUUAAGAAAUCAUAAUAAAAGCCAUCUCUUUGAGACAAUGGCUAAUCUGUUGAAGUUGAAAUCCAGUUUAUACUUAAGUCAACUGUUUCCGGAUUUAUUUGUAAUAUCCUGUGGAACUCACUGUGCUAUUUGUGUUUCCAAUGUCUCCUUAUCAUGUUAUGUCUCAUUAAUUUCAGCUUUUUUAUUUUUGUUGAAAAGCGCUUUUUGCGAUGUUGCAUUGAGACGGAGUCUUAAUAUGAUGUGGGUGGGGUCCCCUGCGGCCCCUGCAGCACAGUCGUGUACAUACAGAAUGAACUACAUUUCCCAUGACUCCUGGAGUUUUUGCAGAUACAACUGCUGCCCUUAUUUCUUCUGUGUUUUUCUGCUUCUAUCUACAGCUGGGUUGCUGCUGCUGCUCUGUGGCUGUUGUAAUGAGAACACAACCUUCAACAGGAAAAUAAGCCUAAUAUGUGAACCAGUUUCAAUCAAAAUAAACUGUCUGUGAAUAUGUUUCAAAUA
Molecule: messenger RNA, 4878 nt
Organism: Sinocyclocheilus anshuiensis
Lineage: Eukaryota; Metazoa; Chordata; Actinopteri; Cypriniformes; Cyprinidae
Product: C-Maf-inducing protein-like
Exons: 20
Coding region: 312-2339 (675 amino acids)
Cellular component (GO): nucleoplasm; cytosol
Source: RefSeq, a predicted model, not a curated record